Messenger RNA from Elgaria multicarinata webbii, 1060 nucleotides. RefSeq names its product small integral membrane protein 20 (gene SMIM20). Bases 52 to 255 code for a protein of 67 amino acids. Lineage: Eukaryota; Metazoa; Chordata; Lepidosauria; Squamata; Anguidae. Gene Ontology annotation, biological process: mitochondrial respiratory chain complex IV assembly. The record is from RefSeq and is a predicted model, not a curated record. Gene Ontology annotation, cellular component: mitochondrial inner membrane. The transcript has 3 exons.
AGCCGCCAGAGGGCUGGGGAUCCAUUUGACGGCAGGGACGUCCCCUUCCUCAUGGCGUCCGCGGCUCGCAGCCUCCUCAUCUUCGGCGGGUUCGUGGCUGUGGUGGGGGCGGCCUUCUACCCCAUCUACUUCCGCCCCUUGAUGCACGUUGAGGAGUACAAAAAAGAGCAAGCAAUAAAUCGAGCUGGUAUUAUCCAAGAAGAUGUUCAACCUCCAGGAUUAAAAGUAUGGUCUGAUCCAUUUAGAAGAAAGUAAAGACUUUUCUGGGUGUGAUCUUGAAGAUCCCUUAUUUCAUCAGUGACGCUCCAGGAUCUUUCAGACAACUAAGAAAGUCCUUUCAGCCAAAGGGCCUGGCAUGUUGGGUUGUUUGAUAGCAUCAGUUUAUAUUAGCAGUAGUUGCUGCUGCUUCAAGGGUUAAAGCCCACUUUUAUCCAAUAGUAGAACAAAACUGCACUAAAUACUUUCUGUUAAUUAAAUGGAAUAAUUGUCUCUCUCUUCUUUGGAGGAAUGGAAGAGAAUUACUUAGGUGAAUAAAGAUUUGACAUGACCAGAAUACACCAUGCAACUGAUGCUUUUAUAAACAUGCAUUGAAUAAUUAAAUAUCUGUAAAACAAAAUCACUACUAAGAAUUUGGAAAGUGGUGCCUUUGUAUAUCUGUAAAUCAUGUCUUAAUUCAAACAGGAUGUAGAAGUUCUGUAAUUUAUCCAUUUUGUAAAUAAUAGCAGAACGUAUCAUACUAAUAUAAAUCUGAUUCUGAUGCAAAUAUGGCUUACUUGUAAGUAACUUCUGUCAAAAUGAUUGGGAGUUUACUUUCAACAAUAACUUUCAAGUAAACACUGACGUAGCUCAAGGCUUCAAGAAAGAAGGUUUUUCUACAGUAAAAAGGUGCAUUUUUAUUCAAUUGCUCUUUCUAGGUGGAAAACUGACUUACAUUUCCCAUAGUAGAUGCCAUGUUUUGUUUUAUUGGAGUGAAUUUUUGUUAGUAGAGAAACUGUGUUUGAAAGAAGUUAUUUUUAUGUACAAAUUCAGUGUCCAAAAAUAAAGAUUUGAAUGCAUUAUA